AGGAAGUUGCAGGGCAAGUUCUGUGACACAAUUUUGGCAAAACCUUCGCAAUCAGCUGUGGACAAUGUCUUAAGUCUAUAGACCCAUACGUCUUAGUCUCCUAAGGUGGUGCAUUAAGAAGAAUGGAGAAAAGUUUCUUCCAGGCGUCCCGUGAGGGCGAUGUGUCCGGACUGAGGGCAUUCCGGAAGGGUGGAGGGGACAUCAACAUUAAGGAGAAGGGAUCGAUGAGAACCGCGUUACACUACGCGGCGUCCCGAGGUAAACUCCCGGCGGUAGAGUGGCUGGUGUCCAAAGGAGCCGAUGUCAACGCUAAAGACGCGCUGAGAAGGACUCCCCUGCACGAGGCAGCCGCCAAGGGCCGGGUCAAGAUCUCCCAGAUUCUCAUUGGGAAGGGUGCAGAGGUGAAUGUCAAAGACUUUGCGGCUCACGAGACGCCCCUCCACAGCGCAGCCGGGCAGGGACGGAACGGCGUGGUGGAGCUACUGCUCACGAAGGGCGGCGUGGUCAAUGCCACUGACGAGGAACAAAAAACCCCGUUACAUCGCAGUGCACAAGGUGGGCACGUGAGAGCAACCCAGAUAGUCCUGUCCAAGGGAGGUAACAUCAACAUCAAAGACAAGGCGGAGGAUGCUCCACUCCACUGCGCAGCCGCGGGGGACCAUAUCGAGGCUGUGAAACUGCUGUUGAGCCAAGGCGCGGAUGUGUUCGCAAGAAAUAAGGAGAACCUGUCACCUCUGGACGUGGCCGGAUCCCAAUCAGUUAGAAAACUGAUCAGGGCGAGGCAAAAGCAGAUUGACAGGCAGGUCAUGCAGCAUGACCUCCUGUCCAAAGAUGGCGGCGUCAAGAUCAACAAGAUCAAGUUACUGGUCUGUGGGGACGAGGCGACGGGGAAGUCUACGCUGAUUGGCUCGCUCUGUCGGACGGGAAUAAAAGCCGUGUUUACCAGAGAGAAACACAAGCCGACAGAGCCGGACGCCCGUAGCCCCACAGCCGGGGUGGACGUGGGGACCAUGACCGUGCCGAAUGCAGGCGAGUUCGCCAUCUUUGACUUCGCGGGACAGGCUGAGUACUACGUCACACACGCCAUGCUGAUGCACGCCAAACUUGGGGUCUACGUCACAGUCUACAACAUAACUGAUGACGCCGAGACGCAGACACAACAGCUGCAGAGGUGGCUUCGGAUGAUCAAAGCAGGCAACGGGGACCCGAGCUUCACACCGAAGGUAGUCCUGGUCGGUAGUCAUGCGGACAAGAUGGACAAACAGAAAGGUAUGUCUCGGGCUGCUGCUCUGCUGAGGUCCAUGAGGGAACAGUUCCGGGGCCAGCUGGACAUCUCCACCGAGGCCUUCGUCUUAGACUGUGAAGUGUCUCAGUCUCCAGACAUGGACAGACUUAGGAAACACCUGGCGUGCCUCAAACAGGAAAUCUUGAAGGACCAGCCACAGCUGCCGAAGCUGUGCUCCGAGAUCGUGAGGAAAGUACCGGGUUGGUGCAGGAACAACCUCGGGGGCGGAGCGCCUGUCCUCCGCUGGCCGGAGUACGUGAAGGCUGUGAAGGAGAUCGAUCCCCUCGUGCAGGAAGACUUCCUUCUGAAGUCGACAGAGUAUCUCAACGACAUAGCCGAGCUACUACUCAUCAGAGCAACCUCCUCUGAACCGAUCGUGGUCCUGACGCCUCCGUGGCUGUGUGGUGAUGUGUUCGGACCUUUGCUCGCACCGGAAAACUUUCCUAUCGACCACAUCGAACGCGAGAGCGACGAUCACGUGACCUUCCGCGAGAUCUCGCGAGUGUUCGCCCGGACGGUUUCCCCCAAGCUGCUCAUCUCCAUCCUACGGGAGUUCCAGAUCUGCCACUCAUUCGACGGGACUGAUUUCAUCUUCCCGAGCCUUCUGCGCAGACUGCCUCCACUCAGAGAAAUCUGGAAACCGACCAAGUCCGAGUCCGUCGUCUAUUUUGGCAGCCAAGUCGCCUGUAAGGACGCGACGGACAGCUUUUCCCCAGAUUUCUUCCCGCGUCUUCAGACGACGCUGCUGAAGGAACACCCGAGCACCUUUCCUGUCAAACCGGCCGUGUGGAAAGACGGCAUGGUCUUCACAGACGGCAAGAGCGAAGGACUGAUAGCGAUGUCGCAAGACAACAUGGCCUGUAACAUCGUUGUGAGGAACCCUAGCGGCUUCCGCGAGUACUGCUACUACCUGCUGGAACGCCUUCAAAAGAAGUUGAACAAAGUACUUGAAGAGAGCAGUCCCGGGACGAGUGUUGUCGAAAAGGUGAUCAGCAGUCGCGCCUUGAAGGAACACAGAGACACUUUCUACACGUACGACCGGAAAUCUGUUCAAGAAGCCGCCCGCAAGAACGGGUCUCUAUCGCAUCCUGACCUCCAGUGGUCAGAGCGAGUCUACGACCUCGUUUUCAGCCAGGAAGGGCCCAAUAAGCACACAUUCCAGCUCGUUGCUAAGCAACUGCGAGCGGCGGAGUGGCGGGAACUGGGAAGGGAGCUGGGGCUGUCGGACUCGACUUUAGACCGGCUGCAGAAGGAGUUCAGCGGCGACCUGCGGGAGACGGUGUACAGGAUGCUGAACAAGUGGGAGGAAGAGACCGACGGUCCGCGCGGAGAGGCCCGGGAGAAGUUGUCAGACGCGCUGGUCGCUGUGGAGAGACGGGACAUCGCCGAUGUGCUCAUUUGCGACGAAGGGUAG
Molecule: messenger RNA, 2699 nt
Organism: Branchiostoma belcheri (Belcher's lancelet)
Lineage: Eukaryota; Metazoa; Chordata; Leptocardii; Amphioxiformes; Branchiostomatidae
Product: death-associated protein kinase 1-like
Exons: 14
Coding region: 123-2699 (858 amino acids)
Biological process (GO): signal transduction
Molecular function (GO): protein binding
Source: RefSeq, a predicted model, not a curated record